AGGAACAUGCAACCUUGAGGCAUUUUUUCAUUUAAAGCUCUUCACCUCCAGGAGAGAAAAAAGUUCUAAAAUGGUACUUCCUUUCAACGAAAAAAUAACAGUAGUUGAUUUGGAAUUAAGUAACAAAAAUUUUAUAUCAACGAUCGAAUCCGAUGUACAGAAAACAAACCCAAGAUCGAUUUCUUUCGAUAGGUAUAUUUACCCCAGUGAUUAUUGCUUGGCAGAAUUUUCAUCCAGAGUUUAUUCAGAACAGGGAAAUUGUGCAGAUCCCCUUGGACAAGGUUGGGUUUUAUUGAUGACUGCGAGCAACAAAGAUGACGGAUAUUUUGGCGCCGCUUAUUGGAACAGCGAGUGUAAACAAGUUGUUAUCGCACACAAAGGCACACAGAACCCAUACGAUCUCUGGGCAGAUUAUCAAGGCAUUUUAUCGAACGAAUACACUUCUCAAAUGAAUUCUGCUGCUACUUUUUCCCAUUAUGUAGCAACCAUGAUAAAGCAACUUAAUAAGAAGUAUUCAACAAACUUGACUCUUUCUGUUACUGGGCAUUCACUUGGCGGAUGGUUGGCGCAAGUUUCGGCUUUUACCAUUCAAUACCUUGUUCCUCAGUUUUUCGAUUAUAAAGGUUACAUUUUCGUUAAAAGUAAAGAAGAAGGCUGUCAUACUCAUACGGUGGCUUUUGAUAGUCCUGGAUGCAAAGAUAUGUUGUUGAAAAUGGAAAGUGACUUUGAUGUGCGUUACAGCGGCAAGCCCCAUUCGUCUUUCUUUUUAGAUGUCACAAUUUACCUUUCAGCACCAAAUUUGGUCAAUACCCUUCACUCCCACCUUAACGUUGGCAACUUAUUCCGUGUUUUUAUCGAAAACUUACCGUCAAGAACAUCUACUUGGGAUCUUUUUCAAUACACGAGUGAAACGCACAGUAUUCAAAAAAUUAAAAGGGUAUUUGUUUCCGAACGAAACAGCGAAUCAAGGGAGAAGAUAAUGAAGGUUGUAGAUUGGCCACUGGUGAACGAAGGGUUGGGUGGAAUAGUGCUUAAGAAAUUAUUCACUUCAAACCAAAACGAAUACGAACGUUUUCAUGAAUUAGCAAAUUGUACUAAUUAUUACAAUCCUUCUACUGGUAGUGAUGAGUAUUGUGCUCUCCGUUAUCAAGUUCAGGUUUUUAAUAAAGAAGAAUGUAGUGCUAAUAUUUUUACACACCCAGAGUUUGAAUUUCUGAACGGAUAUAAAAUUCUAAAAAAAUUCUCACUGUUUUCCACCGUUGACGACUUAUUAUUUUCUCUUGAGGAAAUGGCGAAAGGAGAAAUAAUUAAAGUCGAAGUGGAAGAAAUACUAAAAUAUUUUGAGAUAGAAGAAGGGGAAGGGAGAGGUGUUAUUAAGUGUAGUUCGAUAGAACAACUUCAAAAAUUGAUUACUUGUGUCAAAAAUAUCCUGUUUAUUUGUCCAAAUAUGCACACUAAAAUAAAAGAUGCGUUGAAGAAUUGGGAUGUCUAUAACGUUGUUUACAAAACGCAAUCUCUUGAAUAUCUUCAUUCGAUUAAAUGUAUUGAGUUUGAAGAUGCAACUAUGAAAUAUCUUGUUGAUUUUCUUAAAAGUACUGACUUGCAUUUUUUGCAAGUAAUAAGUAAAGCGCAUGCGCUGAUAGAAGUAAAAAGAAUACACAAGGUUAUAAAUAAGACAGCAAAUGACUAUGAAACGUUUUUUCUAAGCCUGACGAAAUUUCAAAAUUUAGAACAGUUUUUUCCAGUGACUAACUUUUUAAAACAGUCAGAUAAAAGCAUCCCCAUGCUUUUUGUACUCGAUUAUGAUUUUGAGCCCAGACAAGCAACUAACUUAUUUAUUAAAUUAUUCAAUGCUUUUGAAGGUAGACCUAAAACUAAAUUCAUUUUGGUUUCUCAACAAAUGAACACUUUAGAAAAUAUUUUGGAAUUUAAUAAUAAUCUGUACCAUGAAAUGAUGGAUUAUUAUGAUACGAAACUUGACGAUUUAACCGCAGAUUCACAGCGAGAAAUUUUGGAGAAAAAAAUUUAUUUUCAAGGAGAGGAGUUAAGUUUGGGUUCCCUGGUAGUAGGAGAUUUGAAACAUUUAAUAAAUGACGAAAUUUUAUCAAAACUAAUCAACAAUGACGCAAUCGAGGUUGGUAAAGCCCUUCCUGACUUAGGAGAUGUUGAGAAUUACUACAUUGAUCGAACUUUUAAUCGUUGUGUAAACGUUGAUAAAAAUAUUAAAGAGUCUAAUGAAUUUUAUAUUACUGAUAAUAGUCAAAUUGAUAAAUCUGAAUUUAAACCGGGUCAAGAUAUAGUGUUAAUAUCUAGGAUAGAAGAACAUUUUAUUGAACUAUGCAAUGAAAACGAAGACCUUAAUGUUCAUUGGCUGACAGAAGAUAAUGAAUGUUUUGUAUGGCAAAAAUCUCGUGGUGCUUUAUCAAACUUACGAGAGUUUAUAGAUGUAAAUACAGACAAUGUUGCAGACUGUGAUAUAGAGGGCUCUGUAGUAAUUAUAAGUUCAGUAUCUGGUGCUGGUAAAUCUACUGCAUUGACGAAACUGGCGCAAAAUAUUAAAAAACGUGAUCCUGCCUUGUGGGUUGUGAAAAUUACCUUGAAUAAUUAUACAGAGAAGCUAUCAAAUGAAGAAUUUGGCAAAGAUAAAAGCGAAAUUGUUACAUUUUUAGCAGAUAUGGCGAAUUUAACCACAAUUUUAGAACGCAAAUUAUUCGAACAUAGACUGAAUCACCAAGGUAGAGUUGCUCUGUUACUUGAUGGAUUCGAUGAGAUUGUUCCUGAUUAUAAAAAGAAGAUUCUUGAGCUAAUAGACAUUCUAAAGGCAACUAAAAUCGAAAAGCUUUGGAUUACUACCCGUCCACACUUGAGAAGUUUAUUGGAAGAUAAACUAUGCGUACUAUCAUAUACACUAAAACUGUUAUCUGAAAAAGACCAGUUAAUGUUUUUUAAAAAAUAUUGGAAAAAAUCUCUGGGUAUUACUUUUACCGAUGAAAUGUAUUUCGAAAAAUUUGUCAAAAAGUUACUUCACAGUAUAUCAGAGCCAAUGUCUGAUGAAUCUAAAGAAUUUACUGGAAUACCAUUGCAUACCAAAAUGAUGGCAGAAGCUUUUCAAGAAGAGUUUAAGAAUUCUAAUCAUCACAUAAAUCAAAACGAAUCAGUCUUUCCCCAGAAGCUGAAUUUAUUUGGUCUAUAUCGAGCUUUUAUUCAGAGCAAGUUCAAACGCCAUUUUGCGGAAAAAGGUAUCAUGGAUUUUACGAAACCGGGGUAUCACAAUAAAUUACUAUUCUCUUCCUUUUUAGAGCGAUAUUCCUUAUUAGCUUUAAAUUCUCUUUUCUCUGAAGAUGAUUUAAAUAAGUUUCUUAAUGAAUAUGAGAUGGAUAAUUUGUGUAAGUACCUAGAACAAGUAAACGAAGGGGAAGAAAAUUUAGGUUUCAUCAGUCAUAUAUUCGGCGCCAAGCCAAUAUUUAUUCACUACAGUUUCGCUGAAUACUUCGCUGCUCUUUUCUACUCUAACAACAUAAAAAGGGAAAAAGUGAAGGAGUUUGUAUGUGAAAGAAUAUGUUCCCUUGGGACAGUAUUGAGAAGUGAUUUAACGCGCAUGUUUUUCGAUUAUAUGGUUGCUGACGAUGAAGAUAAAUGUAAAGUGCACAUAGCUGUUUUAAACAAUGACAGAGAUAAACUUGAAGAGUUAUUACCAUGUGUAGACACAAGAAGUUUGGACAUCAAUUCUACUGACAGAGUAGGAAGAACGGCUCUCCACUUAGCUACUGCGUAUGGUUACUUCAAUAUCACGAACUUUCUAUUAAAUCGGGGUUGCGAUGUCAACACUAAAGACCAACUUUUUGGUCUUACUCCUUUGGGAUACGCUGAUAAAAGUAAUAAUUGGAUUAUUGCUGAAUCACUUCUCGAAAAAGGAGGGAAUGCUGUCGACUUGUGUGAAGCAAAGAAAAUCCUUGAAAACUUCGUUUUUGAUAAUAUACUAGAUAAUAAAACGACAUUAUUGCAUGUAGCAGCAAGAAAGGGAUUAAAAAAGUUUCUUAAUGCUCUGUUAGAUGACACACCUAACCUGAUAAAUGCGAAAGACUGCUAUGAUCGUACACUUCUUCACAUAGCUAUCGAUGAAGAACACGAAGAGAUUGCUAAAAUUUUAAUAACUAGAGGAGCUGACAUUAAUGCUAGAUAUGCUUUGCACACUCCUCUUCACAUAGCUGUUGAAAAAGGUCACGAGGAGCUUUCGAAGCUUUUAUUAUCAGGAGGAGCUGAUACUGAGAUCGGUGAUCCUUGUAUGUAUACAGCUCUUCAUGUAGCUAUUGGUAAAGGUUACAAAGAGCUUGCGAAGAUUUUAAUAGCCCAUGGAGCCAAUAUUGACGCCAAAAUUUCUCGCGGUAGUAGCCCUCUUCACUUAGCUAUCGUAAAAGGUUACGAGGAGAUAGCAAAGCUUUUAGUUACACGAGGAGCUGAUAUUGAAGUUAAAGAUGCAAAUAAUUUUACUCCUCUUCCAAUAGCUAUCUUUAAUGGGCAGGAGGAGGUUGUGAAGCUUUUAACAGCCCGAGGAGCUCAUUUUAAAUCUAAAGAUCCCUUAUACGGUGAGAUCCCUUUAUCCACAGCUAUGUUCUUAAUAAAUCAAGGAGUUAAUCCCAAAGCUAGAGACGGCUUUGGUCGUACCCCCCUUCACAUAGCUAUUCUUAAAGGAUACGAGGAAAUAGCUAUGUUUUUAAUAGCAAAAGGGGCUGAUAUUGAGGCUAAAGAUUAUAGUGGUCGUACUCCCCUGGAUAUAGCUGUUUACAGGGGGGAGAAAGAUAUUGCUGAGCUUUUAAUUGAACGAAGAGCUGAUAUUGAAGACAAAGAAACUCAUGGCUAUACACCUCUUCACAUAGCUGUCAACAGAGGUGACAAGGUGGCUGUUGAGCUUUUAAUAUCUCGAGGAGAUUAUAUUGAGGCUAGAAAUCUUCGUGGUGCUACCCCUCUACACAUAGCUAUAGGCAAAGGACGCCAGGAGAUAGCUAAGCUUUUAAUACCACAAGUAAUGAACAUUGAAGCUAAGGAUGCCGAUGGUUAUACUCCUCUCCAAUUGGCUACCCUUAAGGGUCACAAGGAUCUUGUUAAGCUUUUAAUCACUCGUGGAGCAGAUUUUAAAACUAAAGAUCACUGUGGUUGCACCCCUCUUCACGUCGCUAUUCGUAAAGGUUAUGAGGAAGUUGCCAGUGUCUUAAUAACACGAGGAGCUGAUACUGAAGCCGAAGAUCCCGGUGGCUACACCCCUCUUCACAAAGCCAUCGAUGAAGGUCACGUGGAAGUUGCAAAGCUUUUAAUAACGCGAGGAGUUAAUAUUGAAACCAAAGAUCCUUGUGGUUAUACCCCUCUUCAGAGAGCUGUCGAUAAAGGUUACGUGGAGGUUGCAAGAAUGUUGAUAACACGAGGAGCUUAUAUUGAAGCCAAAGACCCUACAGGAAAUACCCCUCUACAUGUAGCUAUCGGUGAAGGCCACGAAGAACUGGCUAAGCUUUUGAUACGAAGAGGGGCUGAUAUUGGAACUAAAGAUUCUUCUGGCAAUACCCCUCUUCACACAGCUAUUUGCGAAGGUUACAAGAAAAUAGUUAAACAAUUGAUAAGAAGAGGGGCAGAUAUUGAAGCUAAAGACUCUCGUGGUUGGACCCCUCUUCACACAGCUAUUCUUGGAAGUCACGAAGAGAUAGCUAAGCUUUUAAUAACACAAAGUGCUGAUAUAACAGCUAAAAAUACUUUUGGUUGCACACCUCUUCACUUAGCCGUUCUUGGAACUCACGAGGAGAUAGUUAGACUUUUACUAAAACGAGGAGCUGAUAUAGAAUCUAAAGACUCGUCAGGUCGUACCCCUCUUCACCUAGCUACUUUUAAUGGUAAGGAGGAGAUAUCUAAGCUUUUAGUAACACAAGGAGCAAAUAUUGAUGCUAAAGAUUAUCGGGGUCGUACUCCUCUGGACGUAGCUGUUGAUAACGGUCAAAAAGAGUUCGCUGAGUUUUUAAUUAAACAAAGAGCUGCUAUUGAAGGCAAGGAUCAUAAUGGUAAGACAUCUCGUUGCACAGCUAUCAGCGAAAGUUACGCAGAGAUUGCUAAGCUUUUAAUGAUCCGAGGAGUUUGUAUUCAAGACAAAUAUCCUUAUGAUUCCACCCCUCUACACAUAGCUAUCAUUGAAGGUCUCGGGGAUAUUGCUAUGCUGUUAAUAAAGCAUGGGGCAUAUAAUAAUGUCAAAGAUCUUCGUGGUAAUAGCCCUCUUCACAUAGCUAUCCGUGGAGGUCACGUUGAGUUUGCUAAGCUCUUAAUAACAGGAAAGGCUGAUAUUGUAGAUAGAGAUCUUAGUGGUUAUACCCCUCUACACCUAGCUAUUGAUGAAGAUCAAGAGGAGAUUGCUGAGCUUUUAAUAAGACAUGGGGCUGAUAUUGAGGCCAAGAAUCCUUUUGGUAACACACCUCUUCAUUUAGCUAUCUGUGAAGGUCAGAAGAGGAUUGCUAGGCUAUUAUUAGAACGAGGGAGUAAUGUAGAAGCUAAAGAUUUUCGCGGUCGUACCCCUCUUCAAGCAGCUAUCGUUGAAGACCAAAGGGAGAUCGCUAAGCUUUUAGUAACAAGGGGAGCAAAUAUUGAAGCUAGAAAUUCUUUCGGUCGCAUUCCUCUGGACAUAAUACAUAGGUGCCGCAAGGAAAUUGCUUCAAUAAUAAGAAGAGCUAACAGGGCAAAAUACCUCAAUGGACCCAAUGCCACAAGCUCAUGAUCACGAAUUAUUAUUAAACAAAAUAUCAACAUAUUUAAAGAAUAAAAAUAUUGCAUCUUGAUCUAGUGCUGAAUAUUGAGUUCAGUCGUUCUCUUUCCUAAACUGUAUGAAAAACUUUUUUUUACAAUUUAGCAGUAAAAUGAAGCAUAUGAUGCAAGAUUCAUAUGAUACAAGGCGAUGAAGCAAGCGUGGAGGACAGCUUACUCUCGUGAGAGAAGAUGGAAGACUGAUAGAUGACCAUAGGAAUAGACCACCGGUCAUUCAUUACAGCUGAAUUACAACAAGGAUGGUCGUUUUGUCUGCCUACAUAAUAUGCGUUUCAAUUUAGCCCAAAGGUGUUCUAAGGGGUAUAAAUCACACUCAAUUCAUCAAAAUCGAUUGGAGCAGCUAUUCUGCUGGAGGAGAAAUCAGCUUUUCUCCGAAAUAUUGCCAUAGAAUUAGACAAUUUCCACCUGCAUCUCAGAGUUCACGUUUUCGCUCACAAGGACUAAAGGACUCAGACCAAAACAUGAGAAACACUCCCAUACCAUGAAAAGAUCAUCUAUAGUUUGUCUAAAGUAAGAACUCCCCUUGCCAUUCGUCUGAACCCGUGGCGGUGACUAUGGUUACGAGUUAUAACUAUUUCAAAUAGGUGUGUGGGGUCAUUGUAAGGGACAGGAUUUGGUUCGGGGUGGCGAGAGAAAGGGAAUCUACCCUCCCUGAAAUGCGCUGUUCUUGUUUCUAUAGCAGCAGACGACCUCAAACUUUAGGACGGGGGGAGCUCUUACCGUAGACAAACUAUACUUUAUUUUAAUGUCCGAUUACUUUUAGUCAGAUAGAGUAAAUGGAACCAUAAUUUUUACUAGUUAAGGUAAUCUUUAAGUGUUUUUAAUUUAAGUCAUUUUUCCAUAGGACACGAUUGUACAUUUUGUCAGAUGAACAUUCUAACAUGAAUUCUAUUAUGAAUAUUCUAAUGCGAAUAAUAUGAACCUCAAUAUGAAUUAUCUAAUUGUAAAUCUAAUUGUAAAUAAUUGUAAAUUGCAUUGUAAAAGGUAUUAAAUAACUUAUAGUAUUUACAUGGUUAAAGUAUGACUUAAAAUAUUGUGCUGUAAAUAUGUACACUUUAUAUGCGUAGUUAAUUCUUUUAUGUAUUAAUUACACUUGAUUUCGAAUGUACUCGAAGCUUUAUUUUGUUAAUACUUUUAUUACUCUCUUUGUCCUUAAUAGCGCAAACCGCAUUCAGAUCUGAUUAUAACCUAUUUAAUACCUUUGUCAAUUCUGGGUAAUGAAUUUGAAAUGUUUCAGUAACUAAUUGAUGUUACCUUAAUUUCUUUAUUUUUUUUAAAUUUACAAUGCGACAGGUUUGUGUUGUAAAAGAUUUAUAUUUUUUUUAUGUAUACUGUCCUAAUGGAACGUUGCAUUACAAUAGUUUUUAUGUUUUUUUCCAAUGUUUUCGAAAUUUUGCAUUUAUUCGCAUUACCUAUGUUGUACUUAUGUGUGUAUAUAGGUAUUACUAUUAGUAUUGAUUUAUGUACUGUGUAAUUAAUAUUACUAUUUAUUUAUGUACACAUUUACUUACAUAUUUAUUGGAAAAUUAGUUUGUGCAGUUACUAUUGGAAUAAUAACUAAUUUUGUGAUAGACUUUUUGAUGAGGAUUAUCUCACUCACAAGUAUUAUCUGUGUAGCUGCAGCACUGAAGAUAAAUGAUAAGAAACUACAUUGUUAAUGUAGAAAUGCAUGGCUCUAAGUCAUGUGCUUUUAAACCUUUAUGUAAUCCAGAGGUCGCCAAAGUGGUCUGUAUAGAUCCCCAGGGGUCUAUUUAACAAAAGCGGGGGUCGAUCGGAGACAGG
Parasteatoda tepidariorum (common house spider) is the source of this 8577-nucleotide messenger RNA. RefSeq lists its product as uncharacterized. Gene Ontology annotation, molecular function: protein binding. Lineage: Eukaryota; Metazoa; Arthropoda; Arachnida; Araneae; Theridiidae. The record is from RefSeq and is a predicted model, not a curated record.